Molecule: messenger RNA, 984 nt
Organism: Labeo rohita (rohu)
Lineage: Eukaryota; Metazoa; Chordata; Actinopteri; Cypriniformes; Cyprinidae
Gene: tpgs2
Product: tubulin polyglutamylase complex subunit 2
Exons: 7
Coding region: 112-984 (290 amino acids)
Biological process (GO): protein polyglutamylation
Source: RefSeq, a predicted model, not a curated record
AACCUCAGUGUUUUGGUUCUGCGUGCUUGGUAACCUCAGCUGUCGGUGUGACUGUGCAGUAAGCGAAUCAAUGAAAUUUAAGUAUAUAGAUGCGUUUUGUGUUAUUUUGGAAUGGAGGAGGUGAAAGAUGACAACACAUACAAGGGGUUUGUAGAUAGACUGACCCUUGGUAUCACUCGGGUGUUAGAGAACCUCCCAGGUGUGCUAGAUGUACGAUUUGUGGAGAAACCCCCUGCAGAAAAGCGAUGCGUUCUCUCCUGGGAGCAGAAAAGCAACUGCGCUUUGCCGGAAGAUCUAAGAGAUUUCUAUCUCACAACAGAUGGCUUCAUGCUUGCCUGGAACACCAAAUUGGAAAAUGAAGUGGUUCCAGUGGGUUGCAUGAUAAUCAACAGUGUUGCUCAACUACGCCCCCUGAUUCAGUCGAAUGUAUAUUCCCUCCCCAAUGCACCUACUUUAGCUGAUCUUGACUUCGAUGAGGACUUAGAUGAAUCUGAUGGCCCUGAAAACCCUCAUUUUGAUUCUCGUAGCCGCAUCUUUGAGCUGGACCCCUGCAAUGGUAAUGGCAAAGUUUGCCUUGUUUACAAGAACUGCACUCCAGGUGUAAUGGCCCAGCAGUGUGAGGUGUGGUUCUUGGACAGAUCGCUUUUCUGGCACUAUCUCACCCCCUCCUUCACUGCCUACUACCGGCUUAUGAUCACUCAUCUGGGGCUGCCGGAGUGGCAGUAUAAUUUCACUCCGUAUGGCCCCAGCCCACAAGCUAAGCAAUGGGCCGCCCUUUACCAACCCCUGACAUUCCAUAGCGACUCCCAUACUGAUACGGCCGGUGAACCUUUAUUGAACAAACUGGACCCAGCCAAGGCAUUCCGUGGCAAGGCCAAGCCACCCACUCCCAAGAAAAAGCAGGCAGCACAGGUUCCAGCGAGCGGCGGGAGCACAGCCAAGGCACAAGGGGUCUCAGGAAGACACAGCGUGAAUAAACGAUAA